Mercurialis annua (annual mercury) is the source of this 1870-nucleotide messenger RNA. RefSeq lists its product as uncharacterized. The transcript is spliced from 8 exons. Gene Ontology annotation, molecular function: molybdate ion transmembrane transporter activity. The record is from RefSeq and is a predicted model, not a curated record. Bases 174 to 1556 code for a protein of 460 amino acids. Gene Ontology annotation, biological process: molybdate ion transport. NCBI's taxonomy places the organism in Eukaryota, Viridiplantae, Streptophyta, Magnoliopsida, Malpighiales, Euphorbiaceae. Gene Ontology annotation, cellular component: membrane.
AGAUUUGUAUAAUGGUUAAGUGAUAAAAUCUCACAUUAUAGAGAGAGAGACGCACAUUUUAUAACUAAUUUAGUUAUUUUCGUAUGCUUUCUUCAAUUUCUUUUGAAAUCUUGAUCUUAUAGCAGAAAAAACAGUACAAAGAGAUCAGAUAAUUGUGAAUUGUUUACACGAAAAUGGAGUUGUUUUACUAUCUAGUGUUCGGCGGAUUAGGAGCAGUGGUUGCUGCGUCGGAGCUGAGCAAAACCACCAAAGAUCGAAUCAAUACGUCGCCGGCGUUUAAUUCUUUCAAGAAUAAUUACCUUCUUGUUUACUCUCUUAUGAUGGCCGGUGAUUGGUUGCAGGGUCCAUAUGUGUACUAUCUGUAUAGCACAUAUGGGUUUGGGAAAGGAGACAUUGGACAGCUUUUUAUUGCUGGUUUUGGAUCCUCCAUGUUGUUUGGGACUAUUGUUGGCUCUUUAGCUGACAAACAGGGUCGAAAGAGGGCAUGCGUUACUUAUUGCAUCACCUAUAUCUUGAGUUGUAUUACUAAGCAUUCUCCUCACUACCGAGUUUUGAUGCUUGGUCGUGUUUUGGGAGGCAUCGCUACUUCCCUUCUAUUUUCAGCAUUUGAAUCAUGGCUAGUCGCAGAGCACAAUAAGAGGGGCUUUGAACAACAAUGGCUGUCAUUAACUUUCUCUAAGGCAAUAUUUCUGGGCAAUGGUCUUGUUGCUAUAAUAGCUGGACUGUUCGGAAACCUUCUUGUCGAUACAUUUGCUCUUGGUCCCGUGGCCCCCUUUGAUGCCGCUUCAUGCUUUCUUGCAAUUGGAAUGGCCAUUAUUCUUUCAUCCUGGUCGGAAAAUUAUGGUGACACUUCAGAGAGCAAGGACUUGCUCAACCAAUUCAGGGGUGCUGCUGUGGCCAUUGCUUCCGAUGAGAAAAUUGCUUUGCUCGGUGCCAUUCAGUCACUGUUUGAAGGUUCUAUGUAUACCUUUGUGUUCCUUUGGACACCUGCUUUGAGCCCAAAUGAUGAGGAUAUUCCUCAUGGUUUUAUUUUUGCAACAUUCAUGAUGGCGUCAAUGUUGGGAAGCUCCCUUGCAUCUCGGUUGAUGGCUCAGUCUUCACCCCGGGUGGAAAGCUACAUGCAGAUUGUUUUUAUUGUCUCCUCUUUCUCGCUUAUGCUUCCCAUUGUAACCAAUUUUCUCGUGGCACCUUCUAAAGUGAGAGGCGGAGGCAUCUCGUUUUCAGGUUGUAUACAGCUUCUCGGCUUCUGCACAUUUGAGGCUUGCGUCGGGAUAUUCUGGCCAUCGAUUAUGAAGAUGAGAUCUCAGUACAUUCCUGAGGAGGCCAGGAGCACUAUUAUGAACUUCUUCCGCAUUCCUCUCAACAUCUUUGUCUGCGUUGUACUGUACAAUGUGAAUGCAUUCCCAAUCACUGUAAUGUUCGGUAUGUGUUCCAUAUUCCUAUUUGUGGCAUCCAUUCUGCAGAGGAGGCUCAUGGUGAUCUCCGACAAGCCAAAGUCAGAAGAUUGGUCAGCCAUGAAGGACAGGGACAAUGAGGCGGAACCGCUCAACAUUUGAUGGAAGCGAACUGACAAAACAGAAUUUUCCGUUCGAUGCUACCGUUUGAAUUUGCAAUCAAAAUUACAAGAGAAAGGUUUGGUCUUUCCUGCAAAGCAAGAAAAAUAUAGGGAAAGGUGACUUGGAACUCUUGAGAGAUUCAUUUUUUAGGUUGACAUAAUAGUAUAUUAGUGACUAUUUUUGUAGGAACUAUCUACAGAGUAAUUCUUUUUGAGUUGGGUCUAUAGUUUGUACCAAAGAAGUGUAAUUUCAUAUUACCAUUUUUUUCAACAUUGUCUUAUUUAUUGAGCUGAUAAUCAUCAUAUUUCCUAUAA